ACAUUUCUCUCUCUUCUUCUCUUAUUCUGUGUAUUCUCCCAGAUCCUUCGCCUGAAACUCUUGUUUUGCCGCUCUCGUGUUCUCGCUUUGGAUCCAUCUCGCGUCACUCAAAAUUCCGAAAACCUCACAGAAUUCAGAAUUUUCUGUUUGGACGUCCGUUUAAGAUCUUUUAGAUUAGGUAGAUCCGAAGUGUGAACCAUUUCAAGAUCGUUGAAGAAUGGCAUCGGCAGCGACUGGGGCCACGGGAUGGUACAGGGGAAGAGUGAAGGCUGUUCCUUCAGGGGACUGUUUGGUCAUUGUGGCCAUUGCCAGCACUAAACCUGGUCCUUUGCCUGAGAAGACCAUCACUCUCUCUUCUCUAAUUGCACCUAGAUUGGCGCGUAGAGGCGGUGUGGACGAGCCUUUUGCAUGGGAAAGUAGGGAGUUUCUAAGGAAGCUCUGCAUCGGGAUGGAGGUUACCUUCAAAGUUGACUACACCGUGCCGUCCAUUAAUCGAGAUUUUGGAACCGUUUUUCGCGGUGACAAAAACGUUGCAAUGCUGGUUGUUUCUCAAGGAUGGGUUAAGAUCAGAGAACAGGGGCAACAGAAAGGGGAAGUGAGCCCAUACCUGGCAGAAUUGUUACGGUUAGAAGAGCAAGCUAAACAAGAAGGCCUUGGCCGUUGGAGCAAGGUUCCUGGUGCUGCUGAGGCUUCAAUCAGAAAUCUACCCCCUUCUGCUAUUGGUGACCCUAGUAACUUGGAUGCUAUGGGUUUGUUAGCUGCAAACAAAGGAUUACCCAUGGAGGCAAUUGUUGAGCAGGUUCGCGAUGGCAGUACUGUUCGAAUCUAUUUGCUCCCGGAGUUUCAGUUUGUCCAAGUUUUUGUUGCUGGAAUUCAGGCCCCACAAAUGGGAAGGAGAGCUGCAUCUGAAACUGUUGUUGAACCUGAAUUGACAGCUGAUGAAACCAAUGGAGAUGUUUCUGGGGAACCUCGAGCCCCUCUUACAUCUGCACAAAGACUUGCAGUUUCAACAUCUGCUGAAACUGCAGCUGAUCCGUUUGCACAUGAGGCUAAAUUUUUCACUGAGAUGCGUGUAUUGAAUCGAGAUGUUCGGGUUGUCUUGGAAGGUGUCGAUAAGUUCAGCAAUUUAAUUGGGUCAGUCUAUUAUCCUGAUGGUGAAUCAGCAAAGGACCUGGCAUUGGAGCUUGUGGAAAAUGGGUAUGCUAAAUACAUUGAAUGGAGUGCAAAUAUGAUGGAAGAAGAGGCAAAGCGGAGGCUGAAGAAUGCAGAACUGCAGGCUAAGAAAAGCAGGUUAAGGAUGUGGACAAACUAUGUACCACCUCCUUCAAAUUCAAAGGCAAUUCAUAAUCAGAAUUUUACUGGAAAGGUGGUUGAGGUUGUGAGUGGAGAUUGUGUCAUUGUUGCCGAUGAUUCCAUUCCAUAUGGUAGUCCACUAGCUGAGAGGCGAGUUAACCUUUCUAGUAUUAGGUGUCCAAAGAUGGGCAAUCCUCGUCGAGACGAAAAACCUGCCCCCUAUGCCCGUGAAGCAAAGGAGUUCUUAAGAACCCGCCUCAUUGGGCGUCAAGUGAAUGUUCAAAUGGAAUAUUCUAGAAAGGUUGCUCCCACAGAUGGAUCUGUAGUUUCAUCAGUAGCAGCUGCUGAUUCUAGAGUAAUGGACUUUGGUUCAGUCUUCUUAUUGUCCACGGCAAAGGUUGACAAUGAUGAUACCCUGUCAUCUACUCCAGCAGCUGGAAGUCAGCAAACUGGGGUGAAUAUUGCUGAAUUGGUAGUUGGCCGUGGCUUUGGAACUGUCAUUAGACAUCGUGACUUUGAAGAGAGAUCUAAUUAUUAUGAUGCUCUUCUUUCUGCUGAAUCACGUGCCAUUUCUGGAAGGAAAGGCAUCCAUUCUGCCAAGGAUCCACCAGUGAUGCAUAUAACUGACUUGACCACAGCAUCAGCCAAGAAAGCCAGAGACUUCUUGCCUUUCCUGCACCGGAGUAGAAAAGUUCCUGCUGUUGUGGAAUAUGUUCUCAGCGGCCAUCGUUUCAAAUUGUUGAUUCCAAAAGAAACUUGCAGCAUCGCUUUCUCAUUUUCCGGGGUCAGGUGUCCUGGUCGUGACGAGCCAUAUUCUGAUGAAGCAAUUGCACUGACGAGGCGAAAGAUAAUGCAGAGAGAUGUUGAGAUAGAAGUUGAAACUGUUGAUAGAACUGGAACCUUCUUGGGAUCCUUAUGGGAAUCAAGGACCAAUGUAGCAAUUACACUACUUGAAGCUGGUCUCGCAAAGCUUCAAACCACCUUUGGCAGUGACAGAAUUCCUGAAUUUCACCUUCUGGACCAAGCUGAACAAUCUGCUAAGAGGCAAAAGCUGAAAAUCUGGGAGAAUUUUGUUGAAGGGGAGGAAGUAUCUAAUGGUGCAACAGUUGAAAACAAACAGCAAGAAGUGCUUAAGGUAAUCGUUACGGAAGUCGUAGGUGGUGGUAAAUUCUAUGUCCAGACUGUUGGAGAUCAAAAGAUUGCAUCCAUUCAGCAACAGCUUUCUUCUUUGAACCUGAAGGAUGCUCCGGUUGUUGGUGCUUUCAAUCCUAAGAAGGGAGACAUAGUCCUUUGUUAUUUUCAUGCUGACAAGUCAUGGUAUCGGGCAAUGGUUGUCAAUACACCUCGAGGACCAGUUGAAUCCCCCAAGGACAUGUUUGAAGUAUUCUACAUUGAUUAUGGAAAUCAAGAAGAAGUACCCUACAGUCAGUUACGGCCUCUUGAUCAAUCUGUUUCUGCUGCACCUGGUCUUGCUCAAUUGUGUAGCCUUGCAUACAUUAAGAUUCCAAACUUAGAAGAGGAUUUUGGCCAAGAAGCAGCUGAAUAUUUGAGUGAACUCACUUUAAACAGUGGAAAAGAGUUUAGGGCCAAAGUUGAGGAGCGAGAUACUUCAGGAGGAAAAGUGAAAGGGCAGGGAACUGGGACCAUUCUUGCUGUAACACUUGUUGCUGUGGAUGCUGAGAUCAGCGUUAAUGCUGCCAUGCUACAGGAAGGGCUAGCAAGGACAGAAAAAAGAAAUAGGUGGGACAGAAAAGAAAGACAGCUGGCUUUUGAUAAUUUGGAGAUGUUCCAGGAAGAAGCACGGACCAGCAGGCGUGGAAUGUGGCAGUAUGGAGAUAUUCAGUCGGAUGAUGAGGACACUGCUCCUCCUCCUAGGAAGGCCACCACCGGUGGCCGUAGAUAAGUAUGAUGCGAGGUAAGUUAUAUAAUAGACAUCUUGAGAGAAAAUGAUUGAAGUUAUAGGCGUGAACAUUUUUGAGUUAGAGAGAAAAAAGAAAAUGCCGUGCGUAAUCCUUUGUAAGUUUUGUUUUAUUUUUCGUUUUAAAUUUUGUCUUUAGGUUGAUGGGACAAUUGUUUUCUAUAGCGUCGUAAUAAGGUACAUGCGGCAACGUUCUUUGUUACCAUGAGGACAGCAGAGAUGUUUUAUCGUAGUUUAAAAUUCUUGUUUGUUUGUC
This is a messenger RNA of Abrus precatorius (Indian licorice), 3467 nucleotides long. Its product is annotated as ribonuclease TUDOR 1-like. Gene Ontology annotation, biological process: mRNA catabolic process; regulatory ncRNA-mediated gene silencing. The record is from RefSeq and is a predicted model, not a curated record. Bases 218 to 3196 code for a protein of 992 amino acids. Gene Ontology annotation, molecular function: RNA binding; nuclease activity. Gene Ontology annotation, cellular component: RISC complex; nucleus; cytosol. The transcript has 17 exons. NCBI's taxonomy places the organism in Eukaryota, Viridiplantae, Streptophyta, Magnoliopsida, Fabales, Fabaceae.